CGGCUCUAUUUAACGGUCCCGCGCGCACCGUGCGCCCUCAUGCCGUCCUCGGGUCCGUCAUGGCUGUCCGGCUCUCCCACGUCCUCCCCCCCGCGGUGCUGCUCGUGCUGGCCGUCGUGGGGAUUCUGCUGGUGGUUCUUCCAGCCCGAGAGAUGAAGACGGCUCCGGACAACAUGUACGGGAUCGUCCUGGAUGCGGGCUCGUCCCACACCUCCAUGUACAUCUACAAGUGGCCGGCCGACAAGCAGAACGGCACCGGCAUCGUCACGCAGCACGACGAGUGUCACGUCAAAGGUGGAGGGAUCUCCAGCUACGCGGGCAAACGGGGAGGUGCGGCGAAGAGUCUGGAGGCCUGCAUGCAGCAAGCCCUGAACAAGAUCCCCAAACCCAGGCAGAGGCAGACGCCGCUGUGCCUGGGCGCCACGGCCGGCAUGAGGCUGCUGGACAUCGUUAACUCCACGGAGGCCCAGCGGGUGCUGAAGGAAGUGGAGACCAAGCUGCGCUCCUACCCCUUCCACUUUAAAGAGGCGGUGAUCCUGAGCGGGCAGGCGGAGGGGGCGUACGGCUGGGUCACCGUCAACUACCUCCUGGAAAACUUUGUCAAGUAUGGCUUCAUUGGCCAGUGGCUGAAUUCUGGCAAAGAGACGAUCGGUGCGCUGGAUUUAGGUGGAGCCUCCACUCAGAUCACGUUCGAAACUCCAGAGACAGUUGAGGACAAGAGCAACCUGAUGGAGCUGAAGCUUUACGGGAAAACCUACAAACUGUACACACAGAGCUUCCUGUGCUACGGCCAGGACCAGUUUCUGAGAAAACUCAUGGCUCAUCUCAUCAAGACUCAGGGCGUGAGGUCCUACGUACUUCACCCCUGCUACCCACGACAGUUCAACACCACCAUCAAGCUGGGGGAGGACGUCUUUAACUCUCCGUGUACCAAGAACUACCGGCCGGCCAAGUUUGACCCUCACAUGAACGUGACGGUGGUGGGGAUGGGAGAUUAUGACUGGUGUCUGGCCGACGUGAGGACCAUGUUCUCCUUCAGCAAUUGCAACUACAGCAAGUGCUCCUUCGAUGGAGUCUUCCAGCCCAGAGUGAAAGGAAGCUUCAUGGCUUUCUCUGCAUUCUACUUCACCUACAGCUACCUCACCCGCCUCACCAGCAUCCCCAUCACGUCCCCCAACCAGACGGCCAAGGCGGUGCGGCUCGUCUGCGGAAUGAACAUGGCCGAGAUGGUGGAGAAGACGAAACAGGAAGAGAGGUACAUGAAGAGCGUCUGCGCCGUCUCCAACUUCGUGCAGGUUCUCCUGACGCAGGGUUACGACUUCGACGAGGUUUCCUUUCCCACCAUCUCGUUUCAGAAGAAGGCCGGAGGAGCGUCUGUCGGCUGGGCUCUGGGUUACAUGCUGAGUCAGAGCAACCUGGUGCCGGCAGAGAGGCUGGGGCUGAUGAAGGCCAUGCCCUCGGGGCCGUGGGCCGGCAUCCUCACCCUCUUCAUCCUCCUCCUCAUCUUCGCACUGGGAUACAUACUGGUGAUAUACAGAAAGGCGAGAACUAACCAAGACCUGGUGUAGGAAGCAUCCUAAAGCGUGCCCGCCUUCGUCCAAACAUGGGAAAAUCAUAUCAGCAACUCUCAGCUUCCUCCUGCAGAAUCGCAUGUUCAUAUGUAUAAAAUGAAACCAAAGAAUAAACCUUGUCCUCUUUUUUUAGA
Salarias fasciatus (jewelled blenny) is the source of this 1705-nucleotide messenger RNA. Its product is annotated as ectonucleoside triphosphate diphosphohydrolase 2-like. Gene Ontology annotation, biological process: nucleoside diphosphate catabolic process. Gene Ontology annotation, cellular component: plasma membrane. Lineage: Eukaryota; Metazoa; Chordata; Actinopteri; Blenniiformes; Blenniidae. The coding region runs from base 60 to 1568 and encodes 502 amino acids. The transcript has 9 exons. Gene Ontology annotation, molecular function: GDP phosphatase activity; UDP phosphatase activity; ribonucleoside triphosphate phosphatase activity. The record is from RefSeq and is a predicted model, not a curated record.